Messenger RNA from Salvia miltiorrhiza (redroot sage), 1802 nucleotides. RefSeq names its product serine/threonine-protein kinase VIK-like. Gene Ontology annotation, molecular function: protein kinase activity; ATP binding; protein binding. Gene Ontology annotation, biological process: protein phosphorylation. The record is from RefSeq and is a predicted model, not a curated record. Lineage: Eukaryota; Viridiplantae; Streptophyta; Magnoliopsida; Lamiales; Lamiaceae. Bases 99 to 1415 code for a protein of 438 amino acids. The transcript has 12 exons.
UCAGAGAGAGAGAAACCAAACAAAACGGUUACUAAUUUGCGGGUUAACUCAGCAAAACGAACUGCCCCCAAAACCAAACAAUUUCCGAUCUCGGAUCCAUGAGCGGAGGCGAGGGCAGCUCGGGGCACUCUGCCGCCGGAGACGCGGCGCCGCCGCCCCCGCCGCCGGCCGACAUAGAGAAGAAGAAAGAGAAGGCGCGCGUGAGCCGGACGUCGCUGAUUCUGUGGCACGCGCACCAGAACGACACCGCGGCGGUGCGGAAGCUGCUCGAGGAGGAUCCGUCGCUGGUGGCCGCUAGAGACUACGACCACCGCACGCCGCUGCACGUGGCGGCGCUCCACGGCUGGAUCGACGUCGCCAAGUGUCUUAUUGAGUUCAAAGCAGAUGUCAACGCUCAGGAUCGCUGGAAAAACACUCCUCUAGCUGAUGCUGAAGGAGCAAAAAGAUCUGUCAUGAUUGAAUUAUUGAAAUCCCAUGGUGGAGAAUCUUAUGGCCAGAAUGGAAGUCAUUUUGAACCAAGACCUGUAGCACCCCCUCUGCCCAACAAGUGUGACUGGGAGAUAGACCCUGGAGAGCUGGACUUCUCUAACUCAACUCUUGUAGGGAAGGGUUCUUUUGGUGAGAUACUAAAAGCUAGUUGGCGGGGAACACCAGUAGCUGUCAAGCGAAUUCUUCCGAGCCUUUCAGAUGACAGAUUAGUGAUUCAGGACUUCAGACAUGAGGUCAAUUUGCUGGUGAAGCUUCGUCAUCCAAAUAUUGUCCAGUUUCUAGGUGCUGUUACUGACAAGAAGCCCUUAAUGUUAGUGACAGAGUACUUGAGAGGGGGUGAUCUGCAUCAACAUCUAAAGGGAAAAGGGGCCUUGAAUCCAUCAACUGCAAUCAAUUUUGCAAUGGAUAUUGCCAGAGGCAUGGCGUAUCUCCACAGUGAGCCAAAUGUUAUAAUACACAGAGAUCUUAAACCGAGGAAUGUUCUACUUGUCAAUAGCAGUGCCGACCAUCUAAAAGUGGGAGAUUUUGGGUUAAGCAAGCUCAUCAGGGUAAAACAUUCUCAUGAUGUUUACAAGAUGACCGGCGAGACUGGAAGCUACCGUUACAUGGCGCCUGAAGUCUUCAAGCAUAGGAAAUAUGACAAGAAAGUCGAUGUUUUUUCUUUCGGGAUGAUCUUAUAUGAGAUGCUCGAGGGAGACCCUCCGUUGUCGCAUUAUGAACCAUACGAAGCAGCUAGAUAUGUAGCAGAAGGACACAGGCCAAUAUUUAGGUCAACAAAAGUUAUCCCUGAACUAAAAGAGUUGACUGCUCAGUGCUGGUCUGCAGACAUGAACCAGAGGCCACCUUUCUUGGAGAUUUUGAAGACUCUUGAAAAGAUAAAGGAAGCAGUACCCCCUGAUAAUCACUGGCACCUAUUCGCGUCGUGAAGCACCAAAUCUCUGUCCAUUCGCCCGUGGACGUCGUUGCUGGACCAAGUCUAAGCUAGGUUCCUUGUCUCUAAAGAUGAAUGUUGCAAGUUCAAAAACAUACCAUCCCUUCUGUGCUAAACUGUCGGAAUACAAACGCGUUUCUUGCUCGACAAAAUUGUGCAGCAAGAAUGAGUUUAAAUAAGCUUCUUCUUUUGGAAGAAUGACUUCAAAUGCCAGAGCUGCAGCCCUGUGACAGAUAAGGAAACAAGAAGAGACAGAAAACUCAACCAAGCCAUUUUGGAGUUGGUAGAUAUAUUUAGCUGCUGCAUUUCUCUUUCCCUGUGUACACAACAACUAGUAUUAAUUCAACAUAUCACCUCAACUCUGUGUUGUUUGAGACCAGAA